AUGUUCCCCAAAUCUAUCUAUCUAUCUAUCUAUCUAUCUAUCUAUCUAUCUAUCUGGGUCCGUCCAUUCAGUAUCUAUCUAUCUAUCUAUCUAUCUAUCUAUCUAUCUAUCUAUCUAUCUAUUUGGGUCCGUCCAUUCAGUAUCUAUCUAUCUAUCUAUCUAUCUAUCUAUCUAUCUAUCUAUCUAUCUAUCUUGGUAUGUCCAUUCAGUAUCUAUCUAUCUAUCUAUCUAUCUAUCUAUCUAUCUAUCUAUCUAUCCGUAGAAGAACCUCAGCAUCCCAGUGAACCCGUGCUCGAGCUCAUUCACCAAAGCCGCUGCCAUGACCUUCCUCGACUCCUUGGAGGCAUUCGUGAUGAGCAAGCGGUGAGACUUGCGGUAGGGGGAUUAACCAAUGUCCUUCUUCAUCGUUCGGCAGAUCGUCGACUUGCGACAGCCCAUGGCAGCGGUGAUCUUGGCGUAGCUCUGGCUUCCAUCAUUGUCGACUGUCCUCUUGACUGA
Molecule: messenger RNA, 498 nt
Organism: Acanthosepion pharaonis
Lineage: Eukaryota; Metazoa; Mollusca; Cephalopoda; Sepiida; Sepiidae
Source: the annotation of a GenBank genome assembly